Messenger RNA from Eutrema salsugineum, 695 nucleotides. RefSeq names its product ethylene-responsive transcription factor ERF022. The record is from RefSeq and is a predicted model, not a curated record. Gene Ontology annotation, molecular function: DNA-binding transcription factor activity; DNA binding. Gene Ontology annotation, biological process: regulation of DNA-templated transcription. The transcript has a single exon. The coding region runs from base 68 to 619 and encodes 183 amino acids. NCBI's taxonomy places the organism in Eukaryota, Viridiplantae, Streptophyta, Magnoliopsida, Brassicales, Brassicaceae.
UCAAAUAUUCAAUACACACACUGACACACACAUACACUAUAGUACUAAACAACCUUGUAUUAACAACAUGGAAAACAAUCAUGUUGGUCAACAAGAACACCGCUUCACCGUUGACCAAGUGUCCUACAGAGGCGUACGCCGGAGGAAAUGGGGCAAAUGGGUGUCGGAGAUCCGAGAGCCCGGUAAGAAAACCCGAAUUUGGCUCGGAAGCUACGAGACGGCUGAGAUGGCCGCAGCGGCCUACGACUCUGCCGCUCUUCACCUCCGAGGACGUGGGACACAUCUCAACUUCCCGGAGCUCGCAGACAGCUUUCCUCGGCCGGAAAGCUCUAGCUCCGAGCACGUUCAAGCAGCCGCUCAGGGGGCAGCACUGAUGUUGAAACCGGGUGGGUCUACCGAACCAGAUACCGGGUCAGCUCAGGGACUUUCUCGGGUUGGAUUGUCUCUGGAUCAGAUUCAGGCUAUCAAUGAGUUUCCGUUGGACUCGCCGAGGAUGGGAUGGAUGCAGGAUUUUGAAGUGAAUGAUUACGAAGAGUUGUACGGACGGUUUUUUGGUCAGUGUGACAGAAAUGAGUUUUUUGAAAUGCAGCAGCUUCAAUCCAUAUGGGAUUCUAACUGAUAUUGAUAUUUGAUUAUUUUUAUGAUGUCACCAACCAUUUUAAGGAUUCGAUUUUACGGAUUAAUUAUUCAGUGGA